Pelagomonas calceolata is the source of this 5480-nucleotide messenger RNA. NCBI's taxonomy places the organism in Eukaryota, Pelagophyceae, Pelagomonadales, Pelagomonadaceae. The record is from the annotation of a GenBank genome assembly.
GAGCACCCCGUGCGUGCGGCAGGGACGGCAAACGGCUGCCCCGCGCUCCAUUACUCAUUCCUUAGCUCCCGUCCAAGCGCCGGAAGCGCGGGCACCAGCCCUUCGUGCGCGGGCGGCGAACCAGUAGCAGGCUCACAGGGAGAGGCUGUCUGUGGGAGCAGCCCCGCGCGCGCGCCAAGGGGCGGCGGGACGCUGCCCGUGAGUCACCGGCGCGCGCCUGAAGCAAGGCGGGCUGCCGGAGCAGAGCAACCAUGCCGCGGCGCCGGAGCCGCCGCCGCAGCGUCGACUACGACCUACGCGAAAGGCUCACGGGCCGCACCUUGCAAUAUCUAGACGUGGACUACCUCGAUUCAACCGGCGCCCUCAUCAAUACAACAAAGUACAUUACGCUCACAAAACGAAAGACGGCACAAAAACUUUGGAGGAACCCGCACGAGCUCGUCUGCCUCGGUAGCACGAAACCAUCCUCACCCGUCGAGUGGAAUGGCUUUUCCCGGGACCACCGUACGUCAAAGAACGCCCACGCCUUGCUUCAUGAGUUGAGAUGCUUCUUCGACGCGUCGUACCGCCUCCACCAGGUGCGCAUGGCGACGAAGGCGCAGAUGCGCACGUUGGAUCUCGGCUGCGUGCAGCUCUUCGAGAAGUAUGACCUCGAUGGGAGUGGAUGCAUCGACCGCGACGAGCUCGGCAAGGCUAUUCGUCAUUCUCUGCACUUGAACAUCCGCGAGACGGAAGUUGAUGUAAUAAUGAGUGAAAUAGAUAAGGACGGAGGCGGCGAUGUGGAUGUGGACGAGUUCUCGGCCUGGCUCUUCGCGCCGUCGUCGGAGCCGUGGCUGGAUAAGAAGAGAAGGUAUCCAGAUGACCUUCUCCUACUGAGGAGGGAUAUAGCGCGCUUCGACCCCAUGGUGAGGAAGCUGCUGGAGGGCUUCUGGCAGGUCUGCGAUCGAGAUAAGAGUGGUAGCAUCGACUUGGAGGAGUAUCUGUUUCUCCACCUGAACCUCUAUGCGGCGAUGAACGUCGAAGCCACGCAGAAGGAGGGCUGGCAGGACGAGGCUCGAGUCGUGGCGACGCGGGAGUGGGACUUCGAUCGGCAGGGGCACUCCUCGUUAAAUCGGGACCGGUUCUUCACGUCGUUCUACCAGAUCGUGGACGCCUGGUUAGUAGGUGAGCCUACGACGCAAGCGUACGUGAAGUUUCUCUGUUUUCUGCUGGAUCGGAUCACGGUGCAAGACGAUGAUCCCGAUGAUGACGGUGUACGUCGGGUCAGUCUACGGUGGGAGGCGGACCCGCUGUGGUUGGAAACCCUAGAACCUCUGGCAGAUGUCCUUCCGGAGGAUAACCUCGACGCGUCGCGGCCUGUGUGGAGAUCAACCAGUGCGCCUGAUAGAACCGGCAUCGCCACGCCAUCGAGCAGGCGUCGCGUCGAUGGCGAGCGCGCCGUAAAAUUUUGAUUUCCACACAGGUCGCUCCCGGACAUGGAACGGAGGUUGGCGAGGGGCGCGGACAAGUGCAUCCACGCCGUGCCCGGGCUGCUGGAAGCUGUAAGUGGAGCCGGGCUCGACGCGCUGCUUUCUACGAGGCCGCGUAUUGAUGGAGAGGUCGACCUCGGCGAGGUCUUCCCGGCCGACGAGGCGAGCGUUCACAGUGAAGAGGAUUCGGUGCAGCAGGCGGUCAAGGCGGCGGUCCAGGAGGCGUUCGCGGCGCGCGCGUCGUCGUCGUCGUCGUCCUCGUCGGAAUCGGACUCGGAGCCCGAAGAACCGGAGCCCGUAGAGCCCGAAAUCGUCUUCGAGGAGCCCGCAGUAAUGACGGAGGAGGACAACCGACUCAUGGAGGAGCUCGAGAAGCGACGGCGGAAGAACGAGGAGGCACGAAGGCGCAAGGACUUCCUCGCGAACGAACAGAAGAAGAUGGAAGCUAAGCUCGAGAAGAAGCGGUUGAAGGAGGAGGCGAAACAGGAGCGCAAACGAUUGAAGGCCGAGGCGAAAGCUGCGGCCAAAGAACAGAAGCGGGCCGAGCGCGAGGCGCGCAAGGCGUCGGCCGAGGUGCCCGUGGCAGAGGAGCCGUCCUGGGAGGAGAAAUUAGCUGCGGAAGAAGCGAAGCAAGCGACGGACGCCAAGGCGGCGAAGAAACGCGCGAAACAGGAAGCGCUCGAGCGCAAACGUUUGAGACAACAGCAGCGCGAUGUGGAAAAAAGGAAGCGUUUACUCGAGGCCGAAGAAAAGCGUGCGAAGCGCGAGGAGGCCGCUGCCCAGAAGAUCAAGGAGGCCCAAGCAUCGGGCGACGCGGCGCGCGCUCGUAAUAUCCAGGAGGAGUUGGCUCGUGCGAACAGAGCUUCGUCCGAAGAGGAGGCGCGCCUCCAGCGGCUGCAGCAGGAGGAGGACGCGCAGGAUGAAUUAGCGGCUAAAUUAGCAGCCAAAGAAGAGCGGCGGCGCCGGAAGGCCGAGGCCCGGGCGCUGGAGGCGGAGGCUUUGAGGGAGGCCAAGGCCGAGAGAAAACGCGCUCGAGAAUUAGCUAGACUGCAGCAAGAGGUCGAAAUAGGUUCCGUGCAGGAAUCUAGUGAUGACGAGGAGGCCGCCGCCUGGCGCCGAGCGAGGAAGGAGGACGCUCGUAGGCGUAAACAAGAGGCCAAGGAAGCGAAAAGACUCGCGAAGCUCGAAAAAAGGCGCGCCAAGGAGUUGGAAAAACAGUUUGAGGGCGACCAAUUGAAGGCCGCUGCUCAAGCGCGGGAGGAGCGGCGUCUCCAGCAGGAUCUGGAGCGACGCGAGCUCGCCGAGGCGGAACGCCUCCGGAGGAACGAGGAACGUUCUAGGAGGAGGCAGGAACGCUUACAGGAGGCUCAAAGGUUAAUUGAGGAGGCCGAGCAAGCAGGCGACGCGCAGAAGGCCGAGAUGAUCACUGCCGAGCUGCAGCGGGAGGCGCGGGCUUCACUUGAACGAGCUCAGGAGGAGGAUGCACGGGAAGAACGGCAGGAUUUGAAAGACCACUCCAUACGACUGCGGAUGACGGAGCGGGAGUGGAGGCAACAAUGUCGCGAGGAGGAGGCCGCGGAACGCUUGGCGGAGCGCGAGGAAGCGGCUGCAGAAAGGAGGCGGGAGCGGGAACGCCUCGAGGCUAUUGCAAGGGAGGAGCGCGCCAAACUAGCGGAGGCGGCCCUGGCUCGGUGCGAGGACGCGUCGGAGAUCCGGCGUAUUAAGGCAGAGUUACAGAAAGCUGAUGCCGAGUCGAAGGCUGAAUUGGCGGCGAAGAACCUGGCGGCGCAGCAGGAGCUCGAGCGCCAGACUCGUCUUACCAGAGAGAAGAUCGAGCAGGAGGCGGCAUUGGCGAGGGAGGAAUUGAGAGCACAGCGCGAGGAGGAGCGGCGCGUGGAACAUGAGAAUUACGCUAAGAGACGCUUGGAGCGCGAGGCCCAGGCCGCUUCAAGGAUCGAGGAGGCUCGAUUAGCGGGUGACGCGAAGGCCGCCGAGCAGAUUGCUAAAGAACUUGCCGUGGCCAACAGACGGUCGCGCGAACAACUCGAAGAGGCGAACCGGGCGGCGGCCGAGGCGCAGUCGCGUGAGGAGGCCGCGGAGCAGCGGUUACUAAGGCGGGCGGCGCGCGCCGAGGCGCGUCGCCUGAAGGAGAAAGAAGCUGCAAUGAAGAGACAGCUCAAGUACGACGAGGCGUCGAAGCGGCGACAGCAGCGCGAGGCCGAGGACGACGCCCUCGCCGAGAAAAUGAGGAAGCGGCAGGACGAGGCCGAGGCUCGUCGAAAGCUCCGGGAGGAGGAGGCGGCCGCAAAAAUCGCCGAAGCGAAGAGAGUAGGUGAUGAGAAGGAGGCGCUGCGGCUCGCGGCUGUGAAGGCCGAGGCCGAUCGACUCGAGGCCGAAAAGCUCGCUCUAGAGGAGGACCAGUUGCGGAUGAAGCGCGCGGCGCUCGCCGAGGCCGCGCGCGCGUCGCGCGAAGAAGUCAGCUUGUCUCGAGACAGCAUCAGCCUGACCGACUCGUCCUCGGAGUCGUCGUCGGAGUCGGACUCGUCGAGCGACUCGUCGGACGGCGAGGAGGUACCUCAUACAAACAAGGACGCCAUGUUCGGGUUGCUACGGGCGAAGGGCGCCGUGCAUCGACGGGUGACGAGGAACCGGAAGACUGCUGACGCCAUCGGCCGCGCGGGGGCCUCCGUGUUCGGCGCUCCUCCGAAAGUCGAAGCCAAGGCCGACAUGUACCGCAAGCGCGCCCAGGAAGAACGGGAGAACGUCGCACGGUGGACGCCCGUCGCAGAACCUCCUCGAGUUCAGGCGCCGCCCGUUGUUGUUCAGACGCACAUUCCGGAACCCGUGGUGGUGGCCCCUCGUAUUGAUGUGGACUGGGCGGCGGAGGUCGCGAACGCACGGGAUGACGCGGGCUCCGAGGAGGCGUGCCGGAGGUCCGUGGCGACGUCGGACGGUGAUUUAGGCGUAUCAAAGCAUCAACAACGGCGCCAUCGACUGACGCGGGCCUACGCGUCGAGGCCGUCGCGGCGGCCAUCCGAUGCGCGAGCUCUACCUGCCAAUACGUUAUCUCUGGGGAACGACCCCGUGGUCAGACGGGACCCCUACACGCAGCAGGACCUGCCAUCGUCGACCCUCGCGGAGCCCGAGUUUAACUGGGAGACGCGCUACGGCUUGCAUGAAGAAGAGCCAAACUGGGCCCAGGCGCUACGGUCGGUACUGGACAAAGCAAGGGAGCCGCGGUCCCUAAGACAUCUGCGGAGCGUCUUCCUGCCCGAGAAGGGCCUCUCGUCGGGCGGUUGCAGCGUCUACACUAUGCCGCUCCAUAUUAGGGUGGAGGGCGCGGUCGACGACCAGCCCUCUUUACAAUCAUCCUCGUCCCCCUUGCGCGAGCCCGAACCUGCGAGAGCGGCCUCGCCGUCGUCGCUCGCGACGCAGCCGCGCGAGGCCAUCAAGCUGCCCGACCUUCCGUCGCCCGGCGGCACCGCUGAAGGCCCGCCGAUGCAACGGCCACGCACGCCGGCCUCGGCCUUGGCCGUGGAACGAGCCCGGGCGCGCCAGACCUUUCGCGGAAAACCAGAGCGACAAAAACGCGAGCCGAGGAAAGCCCUGCACACGCCGAAGGCGAAGAAACCGUCCCACCGGAUGUGGGACUGUGAUGACCCUCGUUUUUGUGAAGGGACUCGCCAGCCGGACUGGGCGUUACGCUUACCGUCUGCCGGCAAAAUGGACGCCUGCUUCCUCGACGCCUCGAUCGGCUUGUUGGAGGCGUCGUCGACGAUGGCCCGGCCGGCGACGGCCGCGCGGGCUUUGUCGGAUUUUGAACGCCUCCCGGUCCCGGACGACAACGGCUUCUUCCCCGCGUCGCCUCAAAGUAGAGGCUCGCCGAUGUCCAGGGGCUCGCGCCGCUUUCCCUCGCCCGGCCAGAGCCUCCAGGCGCGGCAAUUCUUUCCCCCGGCGCGCGGCUAGGCUUCUCUUGUAAAUGGUUUUCGAAUGCACAAGUUCUUACACGUA